Molecule: messenger RNA, 723 nt
Organism: Trichoderma virens Gv29-8
Lineage: Eukaryota; Fungi; Ascomycota; Sordariomycetes; Hypocreales; Hypocreaceae
Exons: 1
Coding region: 28-531 (167 amino acids)
Source: RefSeq, a predicted model, not a curated record
CAUACGGACAGAAAGAAUUCUCCGACCAUGGCCUCCAGAGCCUUUUUCGACCCCGUCGUCGCCUUGCGGGCGGCGCCCCUGCUUACAUCCACCUGCUCCCUCUGGUUUGCGUGGGACCAGCACUUCUUCUUGCAUCUCUUCAACAAGCCCGAACUCCGAGAAAAAUCCAACCAAAUGCUGCCCACCUAUUUCCGCUACUUUUUCCGAGGGGGAGUAACUCGCGUCUUGGUUCUGCUCUCUCUGACGCUGUCAUCCACUCUCGCCACCUGCCUUGUCAACCACGACUCGCAUUGGGCCAAUGGGUCUCUGCGUUGGUACACGGCUGGCAUGGUUCUGGCUGCUAGUCAUCUCGCUUUCGUCCCUGCUGUUGCCCCUAAAGUGCAGGCCGUGAUUGAAGACACUUCCAAGGGAAAGAGCACCAACGACUUGGACGGAUGGCUGAAGAUUCACGCCUGGAGGGGCUUAACUGUGGAUUUGGCGGCGUGGUCCUGCUUCGUCGUUGCAACCGUGCGAAACAUCCAGUCGUCGUGAAGAAUCCAGUUGGAAGUGUUCUUUGAUUCGCUCAAUGUGUCAUGAUGUUAUCUGUUCUUAUUAAAGCUGCAGAGUUGGCGAUCAGUUGCUGUCGCCUUCCAGGCUGCACACUCAGAAUUGGGUUGCUGUGUAUAAUUAGUGCUAGAAACAAAUUGUAAAACCACUCUUUAUAUAAAGAUAAUUAUGAAUGUG